CAGGCGCGGCGGCGCUGUCAGUUCCGGCUGUUUGUUCGGGAAGUGGAUCCGGCCCCGCCGCCGCCGCCCCCUCCCCCUCCCCGGCCGCUCCCGCCGCCGCCCCGGCCAUGGCCCGGGACUACGAUCAUCUCUUCAAGCUGCUCAUCAUCGGCGACAGCGGUGUGGGCAAGAGCAGUUUGCUGUUGCGUUUUGCAGAUAAUACCUUCUCAGGCAGCUACAUUACCACAAUUGGAGUGGAUUUUAAAAUCCGGACAGUUGAGAUCAAUGGAGAGAAGGUGAAGCUACAGAUCUGGGACACAGCUGGACAGGAGCGCUUUCGGACUAUUACAUCAACGUAUUACAGAGGAACACACGGGGUCAUUGUUGUCUACGAUGUAACCAGUGCAGAGUCUUUUGUGAAUGUAAAACGGUGGUUGCAUGAAAUCAAUCAAAAUUGUGAUGAUGUCUGCCGGAUACUAGUGGGGAAUAAGAAUGAUGAUCCAGAGCGAAAAGUGGUAGAAACAGAAGAUGCCUAUAAAUUUGCUGGGCAGAUGGAAAUCCAGUUGUUUGAGACCAGCGCCAAAGAAAAUAUUAACGUGGAAGAGAUGUUUAAUUGCAUUACAGAGCUAGUCCUGCGAGCGAAGAAAGAAAACUUAGCAAAGCAGCAACAGCAGCAACAGAAUGAUGUGGUGAAGCUAACGAAGAACAGUAAAAGGAAGAAGCGGUGCUGCUAAUGCCCCUUCCCUGCUGCAGAGACUCUGCUCUCAGACAGAUCGGCCCCUCCAGCUAGACUCGGGCGAUUCCACUGGGGCAGGCUUUGGGAGGACUUUCUCAGUUUUGUGCCGUUAUUUAAAGAUUAUUUUUCUUCAUGUUUUCUAUCAAGAGGCGCUGGCACCUUACCACUUCAGUGCCAAGAAGGUAUCGGAUGGAAUCUUGCCCCCCUCUCCUCCCCUGCUCAUUCCAGUGCGCCUUGUAGACAAGAAAGGACGUUGCCUACCAAGUGGACUAAUUAACCCAAGAGUUUGUAUAUAAUGUAUAUUGCUUUAACCAGCCUCGCCUCCCUGUUGUCGCUUUGGCUUACGCCUUCUUAAUGUCAACCAAUCAUGGACUGCAGAGUUCAUCUUUUUAAAGAAGUAGUACAAAGGUCUUAAUUGGAGCUUUCCCCAGGCUGCAGCCACUGCUUCCCGGGGCCUCCGGCUUCAUUUCUGUUGGGCUCCAGGCUGGCCACUGGUGCUCCUGGGGCCUAUGGCUUCAGCUGGAGUUCCAGGCUUUUACUGGGCUCAGGCUUUGUUUUUCUAGGUACCAGGAUUGCAGAUGUUGCUGCUGGAGCCUGGGGUUUCACUUCACCAGCCCCUGGGCUGGCAGCAGGCGCUGCUGCUGGGGCCUUGCAUUUCAGUUUGCCAUGAUCCAGAUUUGUGGCUGGGUCCUUGGUUUUCACCUUCUUGUGCUGCAGCCCAGCUGUACCUGUGCUCUCCUUUAGUUUGUAUCAAGAUACUGGAAAAAAAACCUGACCUGCAGAAGUGGGAUUUAUUUGCAUAAAACUUUUUUUUUUUAACAAAAAGCAAAGUUUAACUCCUUUGACCUCUGCUUCUGGUUCUGCCAAGGUCCUAAGUGAGGGUCCAUUUCUUUGAAGAACAACAAAAA
Cuculus canorus (common cuckoo) is the source of this 1623-nucleotide messenger RNA. It is a transcript of the gene RAB35, whose product is annotated as RAB35, member RAS oncogene family. The transcript is spliced from 6 exons. NCBI's taxonomy places the organism in Eukaryota, Metazoa, Chordata, Aves, Cuculiformes, Cuculidae. Gene Ontology annotation, molecular function: GTP binding; GTPase activity. Gene Ontology annotation, biological process: endocytic recycling; Rab protein signal transduction. Bases 108 to 713 code for a protein of 201 amino acids. Gene Ontology annotation, cellular component: plasma membrane; endosome membrane. The record is from RefSeq and is a predicted model, not a curated record.